This is a messenger RNA of Achroia grisella, 1596 nucleotides long. Its product is annotated as carboxypeptidase N subunit 2-like. The coding region runs from base 1 to 1596 and encodes 531 amino acids. NCBI's taxonomy places the organism in Eukaryota, Metazoa, Arthropoda, Insecta, Lepidoptera, Pyralidae. The transcript is spliced from 8 exons. Gene Ontology annotation, molecular function: protein binding. The record is from RefSeq and is a predicted model, not a curated record.
AUGAUGGAAUUAAUCAUUCUCAUCUAUAUAAUAAAAACAAUGGUAUUUCAGAUAGUGUGUGGACAAUGUAAUAUAAAUGCUUGUGAAGUAUUGGAAAUGGUCAGCAGAGGUUCCAGCGUUAAUCACAGUCCAUCUGUAGACCCAUGCACUGCUGACAUCCAAUGGCGACAACUGGAUCGUAGAUUGAGGGCUAUUGAACAAUCAACAUGGACGAUCAGUUAUGGUCAAUCGCGAUGGCGACAGUGUUCCAAAAGUGUAUGUCAAUGCGAUACCACCCGGCGAUCAUUAAACUGCUGGAGAGCUGGUCUAUCCAAUCUCCCUACAGACUUGAUAGUUCCUGCUGAUGUUGUAACUAUAGAUCUGGGCACAAAUAAACUGCGAACACUGCACAAAACUAUAUUCAAAGGAAUGCGCUUACUCGGCGAGCUGGACAUGUUUGACAAUUAUGUAGAAUAUCUACCAGCUGGAAUAUUUGAUUCACUCGCCAAUCUCAAAAUACUACGUCUUCAGAGAAAUUAUCUUGAGGAAAUUGAUGGUGCGGCGUUUCGGUAUACAAAAAAACUGUUUCAUGUAGACCUGUCCAAUAAUCAUUUGUAUACACUUCCGGAACAACUAUUUGCUAAUUGUUCUGUAUUAGAAACAAUAGAUAUUUCCAACAACCGUUUAAAAUAUAUACCUUCAAACAGUUUUGUGGGACUCAAGUCACUUUCUAUAUUAGAUUUAUCAAAGAAUAGAAUUCAACGAAUAGAAAAUGGAACAUUCUUGCUUGCCACCCUACAUAUAUUAAAACUAUCAGAUAAUAGAAUAAGUAAUAUAUCAGAAAACGCUUUUAAAGGUCUUGUUUCUAUAGAUACAUUGCUGCUUGACAGAAAUAAGUUAAGAUAUAUACCAAAUCACCUUUUUUAUAAUCUCGAAACUUUAACAUUUCUGGAUUUAUCGAAGAAUCAUUUGAUAAGAUUGACUGGCGUUGAAUUUGAAAAUCUUAAUACACUGCGUUAUUUGGAUUUAAGAGAAAAUGAUUUAUCGGAACUUUCUGAUUAUAUAUUCUCUAACUGUUCAAAAUUGGAAACAAUUGAUUUAACUAAAAACAAAUUGCGUUUUUUAAAUUACACGUCGUUUUUUGGAUUAUACAAUCUUGUCUCAUUAUUUCUAUCGGAAAAUAAACUGUAUGAAGUACACUUUAAGACAUUUUACACGCUAAAAAAUCUUACAACAUUGCACUUGGACAAUAAUAUGUUCCCGUCACUGCCAUCCCGUACUUUGGAUUACAUGCCUAAAAUAUCAAUCGUAAAACUAUCAGGCAACCCCUGGCAUUGCGACUGUCAUACCUUAUACAUAUCUGCUUGGGUUCGUCUAAACGAAAUGAAAUUAUGGGACUACUCUCCAACAUGCGUGUCGCCCUGGUACUUAGAAGGACACUUUCUGAAAAAUCUUAAAUUUCCGGAACUAUGUUCCGGUCAAUGGGCAAGCAUGGUGAAUUUAUCUCCGAGACUUCCUAUUAAACAGUUAUUGGCGCUCAAUGUUUCAGUCAACAGAAAACCACAAGAUAGUAUGGAACAAAACCAUGAUGUCACCACUGUAGAUACCUGGCAUUGA